Hippoglossus stenolepis (Pacific halibut) is the source of this 848-nucleotide messenger RNA. It is a transcript of the gene dnajc15, whose product is annotated as DnaJ (Hsp40) homolog, subfamily C, member 15. The transcript is spliced from 6 exons. NCBI's taxonomy places the organism in Eukaryota, Metazoa, Chordata, Actinopteri, Pleuronectiformes, Pleuronectidae. Gene Ontology annotation, cellular component: PAM complex, Tim23 associated import motor. Bases 51 to 503 code for a protein of 150 amino acids. Gene Ontology annotation, biological process: protein import into mitochondrial matrix. Gene Ontology annotation, molecular function: ATPase activator activity. The record is from RefSeq and is a predicted model, not a curated record.
GAAAGGUUUAACCAAACCUCCGGUUCCGGUGUUGCAACAGAGGAAACAACAUGGCGCACAGCGGCGGGAUGAGCGUUGAUGGAGGAGGCGCGAUGCGUUACGCUGAACACGCACCGCAGACGAAGGACAGGGGCGACGCAGAGAUAGACAGACGACUGGGAGGAACUCUGAUAGCAGUUGGUCUUGGUGUGGCUGCUGCAGGAUUUGCAGGGCGCUAUGCAUUCCAGCUGUGGAAGCCUCUGGGCCAAAUCUUCUCUGACACUGUCAAGAAGAUGCCCACCUCAGCUUUCUCAUCGUAUUACAAAGGAGGUUUCGAGCAGAAGAUGUGCAAACGAGAGGCCAGCCUCAUUCUCGGCAUAAGCCCGAUCAGCACCAAGGCCAAGGUACGUGAGGCCCAUCGGAACAUCAUGGUCCUGAACCAUCCUGAUAAAGGUGGGUCACCGUAUCUCGCCGCAAAGAUCAAUGAGGCCAAAGACCUUUUGGACAAGGAGAUGCGGCGAUGACCUGCGCUGCUUAAAGGCUUUCAUCAUUUAGUUCUGUUGUACUCCUCCAUCAACACCAACACCUCACCUGGACCUCCACUCAGGCUCCGCAAGAUGAAAACAAAAAACAACUAUUAUGACAUUGUCUGUCUUCAGAUGGUCACAUAACUUAUCUUCAACGACCUUGACAAUUUGUAAAUGUGGCUGUCAAAUGUUGUAUCGUUGCCCUCUAGUGGUAACUGAUGUACAUCUAUGAUAGAUAACUGCUCAUGUAACAGAGUGCACUUACUAAAUAUGAGUAUGUAAUGUGUUAUAUAAAGAUGAUCUGUUUAAUUAGAAUAAUAAAUUUGAAUGUUUGUUGCUGAA